GUCCCAGCACCUCCGCGGCCACGCGCCGAGACUCACAAAGCCCGCCCGUGUGCGGCGCCGCCGGUCACCGCGGCAACCGCGCGCCUCGCGCGAUCUCGUCCUCUCGCGAGAGCGGCCGGCGGCCGGAAGUGGCGGCGACCCGGAAGUCCCCACCCGGCGAAGCUGAGAGGCUGGGUCGAGACGCCUGCGCGGGCCCGGGGGGUACUGCUGCUGGACUGGCCAUGGACGAUACCCUGUUCCAGUUGAAGUUCACAGCGAAGCAGCUGGAGAAGCUGGCCAAGAAGGCAGAGAAGGACUCCAAGGCAGAGCAGGCCAAAGUGAAGAAGGCUCUUCAGCAGAAAAAUGUGGAGUGUGCCCGAGUCUAUGCCGAGAAUGCCAUCCGCAAAAAGAACGAAGGCGUGAACUGGCUCCGCAUGGCAUCCCGUGUGGAUGCAGUGACCUCCAAGGUGCAGAUGGCAGUGACCAUGAAGGGGGUGACAAAGAACAUGGCUCAGGUAACCAAAGCACUGGACAAGGCCCUGAGCACCAUGGACCUGCAGAAGGUCUCUGCCGUGAUGGACAGGUUUGAGCAGCAGGUGCAGAAUCUGGAUGUGCACACGUCGGUGAUGGAGGACUCCAUGAGCUCAGCCACCACACUGACCACACCUCAGGAGCAGGUGGACAGCCUCAUUGUGCAGAUUGCUGAGGAGAAUGGCCUGGAGGUGCUGGACCAGCUCAGCCAGCUGCCAGAGGGUGCCUCUGCCGUGGGGGAGAGCUCUGUUCGCAGCCAGGAGGACCAGCUGUCCCGGAGGUUGGCUGCCUUGAGGAACUAACUGUACCUCCACGUGCACUGGCUCUCCUGCCCUGUGAUGUGCUGGUGGCUCCCAUCUCUCCUUCCCACUGACCCUCACUGUCUUCUGAUCCUGCAGAGCUGCAUCCGGCAGCCAUGGCCUCUCAGCUCCUCACAUCUGUCAGGCCAUGCCAGGGUGGACUCCGAACUGAUCCUGUUCCUCUUAGGUCAGACAGUGGGUCUGCGUCCUGGUGUUGAGUUUGCGCACCCUGGUGUGGGUAGCUGACUGGGCCAACGCUGGAGCCCGGCAUGCUCCCUGCAGUCCUCCACUGUGCUGAGUUGACAGGACUGGCCAGAGGACUUGUGUGGACUUGAGCCCAGUGCUGUGGGGCCUUCACACUCCAGGGGCCACAUCCCUACUGCCUACUGUCAGACAGUGGGGAUCGGGGCCACCCCUGUGCCAGGCAGUCCUAGAGGCCUACCCCUGACAGACAGCCUGCCACAAAAGGUGCCUGUGGACCUGUGUCCAGCACCACUGACACUUUUCUGGAUAUUUAUAGGUAAUGACUCUCUCCUGUGGUUCAGGCCUGGGGUCUUGGCCAUACUGCCAGCUGGCCGAGCCCUGCUGGGGCCUCCUACCCUUGGCUCCCUCAGUUCCUAGAGGUGCCCAGUCACUGGACAGACCAUCACCCAGUUCCCAGUCCAGGUGUGCCUACCCUGGGGUUCUCAUCCGUGCUGGGCCUGCCUCUGGAGCUGCCUUGGGCCACUUGGGCUAACUGUGUCUCCUGCAGUGCCAGCCAGAACCCGAGGCUCCCCCAGCCACAUGGCCUCUUUCCCAGGGCCUUUGCCAAUGCCUCCCACUCCUCAGUGGGUUGCCACAGUCUGUCUUUUACUGUAAAUUAGCGGGCACUCCCCUGGCCACUGCCCCACUUGCCUCCUCCGCUUGGAAGCCAGAGUGGCUAGGGAAGGGAGCAGGACAGUCACCUUCAGCCCCAGCCAGCCUGGUGGCUCUCCGAGGACUGCCACAGGUAUGUUGUGAGACUGGCUGGAAGGCCCCAAGGGCUUGGGGCACCGGCUGCUAUCUUGUUUUUUCUGUUUCCUAAAGUUUACUUAAUGUCCUCAAAGUUCUUGGGGUUUGGGUUUUUUUUUUUUUUUUUUUUUGGCCGAAGUAGAAAGCCGGGUCCCAGUUUUCUCAGCAUGGGUGUGGGGGACCACCAGUGAUGCCCACCCAAAGAGACCCAGGUUCCAGUGCAGAAAUGUGGCGACUCUGACCAGGACUCACUGUCCUGCGUCCUUUCUGUUUGGACUUGGAGCCCUGUUUCUGUGCGGUGGGUGGUGUUGGGGGGAAGGGGUAGCAUUGGUCGUUCUGAAUGGGGGUGGUCAAGGCACUGUCUGGUCGUAGUCCCAUUGGGACCCUGGAAAUCGACCUGCAUGCUGGGUGCUGAGAGAAGAGUUGAUGUCCCUGGGGAACAGCCUCGGGAGCUCCCAGAGCCCUGCUGCAGGUGCAGUGGGUGCCAAGGUCUGGGCAGCACUAGCAGGUGGAGUGCUGGGGCUGGGUCACCAGAGCAGGGUGGGCGCGUUUGCCUUCUUCCUAAAAUGCUGUUGUAAAUAAAUAAAUUGAUGCCUGAACCUG
Molecule: messenger RNA, 2402 nt
Organism: Sciurus carolinensis (gray squirrel)
Lineage: Eukaryota; Metazoa; Chordata; Mammalia; Rodentia; Sciuridae
Gene: Chmp1a
Product: charged multivesicular body protein 1A
Exons: 7
Coding region: 222-812 (196 amino acids)
Biological process (GO): protein transport; late endosome to vacuole transport; endosome transport via multivesicular body sorting pathway
Cellular component (GO): multivesicular body; ESCRT III complex
Source: RefSeq, a predicted model, not a curated record